Theobroma cacao (cacao) is the source of this 1216-nucleotide messenger RNA. RefSeq names its product chlorophyllase 2 (gene CLH2). Gene Ontology annotation, biological process: chlorophyll catabolic process. Gene Ontology annotation, molecular function: chlorophyllase activity. The record is from RefSeq and is a predicted model, not a curated record. Lineage: Eukaryota; Viridiplantae; Streptophyta; Magnoliopsida; Malvales; Malvaceae.
AUGAAGUCAAUUCCUUAGGCCAUUGGCGUGGCUAUAGAGGGUGUCAUACGCACCAGAAACUUAUCCCAUUAAUCCCAUUAAUGCCAUAAAUCUAAAGCAACAAACAAACUUAGUAAAGAUCUGAAAAAAAGGAGGAAGCAGAAGCAACAAGCUAAAGAGUGAAAGACAUGUCUGCUCCCACAACUUCUGCUACAAAUGUUUUUGGGUUCGGAAGCUUCACCACCAUGCUUCAGAAGGUGGACUCAGUUACCACUUCUUCGCUUCCUGUUCCACCUCCAAAGCCGCUUCUGAUUGCCACGCCUUGUGAAGCAGGAGAAUUCCCACUAAUCAUUUUCCUCCAUGGUUACCUUCUGUACAACACUUUCUACUCUCAGCUUCUCCAACAUGUUGCUUCCCAUGGCUUCAUUGUCAUUGCUCCUCAGUUGUACACCGUGGCUGGAGCAGAUGCAACUGAUGAGAUUAAGUCCACAGCUGCAAUAACAAGUUGGUUAUCCAAAGAAGUACUGCAAGGCUUGCUUCCACCGUAUGUUCAGCCAAAUUUAAGCAAGCUCGGACUCGCUGGCCACAGUCGAGGAGGCAAAGUUGCUUUUGCACUAGCUCUGGAGAAAGCAAUGACUACAUUAAAGUUUUCAGCCUUAAUAGGUGUAGACCCCGUCGAUGGAAUGGAUAAAGGGAAACAAACGCCUCCUCCAGUACUAACCUAUGUUCCUUAUUCAUUCAAUCUUGAUAUGGCAGUGAUGGUUAUUGGUUCAGGCCUUGGUGAAGUGAAAAGAAAUUCUUUGUUCCCCCCUUGUGCCCCUAAGGGAGUCAACCAUGAAGAUUUCUUCAAAGAAUGUAGGAAACCGGCUUGUUAUUUCGUUGCAAAGGACUAUGGUCAUCUUGAUAUGUUGGAUGAUGAUACUAAAGGGAUCAGAGGACGCUCAUCGUAUUGUUUGUGCAAAAAUGGGAAGGCUAGGGAGCCCAUGAGGAGGUUUGUUGGAGGAGUUGUCGUUGCUUUCAUGGAAGCUUAUCUAAAUGGAGAUCAAACUGACUUGAUUGCUAUAAGAGAUGGGUAUGAAACUGCACCUGUGGAGCUUAAAACUGUUGAAUUUCUUGUUUAACACUUAAAUAGGUUGGUUAAGGAGUUAACCAUACUAGCAACCAAUAUGUAGUAUCAAUAUUGCUAAUUGCCCUUUGAUGACAGUAUUAUAUGGUCAAAAUCUUUUCUUUCUCCUUA